This is a messenger RNA of Acanthisitta chloris (rifleman), 829 nucleotides long. RefSeq names its product myotubularin related protein 7 (gene MTMR7). Lineage: Eukaryota; Metazoa; Chordata; Aves; Passeriformes; Acanthisittidae. The annotation marks the transcript as partial. The transcript is spliced from 4 exons. The record is from RefSeq and is a predicted model, not a curated record.
GUAUGGCAAUUUAGAUGGUGAUCCGAAGGAGAUAUCACCUGUUAUUGACCAGUUCAUCGAAUGUGUUUGGCAAUUAAUGGAGCAAUUUCCUUGUGCCUUUGAAUUCAAUGAGAGAUUCCUCAUCCACAUACAGCAUCAUAUCUAUUCUUGCCAGUUUGGGAAUUUCUUGUGUAACAGCCAGAAGGAGAGACGAGCACUGAGAAUCCAAGAACGAACAUAUUCAUUGUGGGCUCACCUGUGGAAAAAUCGUGCUGAUUACCUGAACCCUUUAUACAGACCAGACAACAGUCAAACCCAAGGGACCCUGCAUCCACAGAUAGCUCCAUGCAACUUUUUGUACAAGUUCUGGAGUGGCAUGUACAACCGCUUUGAAAAGGGACUGCAUCCUCGACAGUCAGUUACUGAUUACCUGAUGGCAGUGAAGGAAGAAACUCAGCAGCUAGAAGAAGAACUGGAGAUCUUAGAAGAGAGAUUGGUGAACCUUCAGAAAUCACAAUCAGAUGAUAAUAAAGUCAAGAGUAAGAAACAAGACCGAAGCAAACAGUUAGGGCUGUCUACUUCCAACAACAGCUUAGCUAACACUCCCCAGGAAUAUAGCAACGAUCUAAAAUCAUUCCCAUCCCGGAGCCCUUCACAAGGAGAUGAAGAAGAUUCUGCCCUGAUUUUGACACAGGACAAUCUGAAAAGCUCUGAUCCUGACCUCUCAGCCAACAGUGAUCAGGAGUCUGGUGUGGAGGACUUAAGCUGUAGGUCCCCAAGUGGGGGUGGCUGCUUGCCUAGCGAAGACAGUGGCAAGGACUCUGAUGAGGCUGUAUUUCUGGCAGGCUGA